This is a messenger RNA of Mitosporidium daphniae, 774 nucleotides long. RefSeq lists its product as uncharacterized. Bases 1 to 774 code for a protein of 257 amino acids. NCBI's taxonomy places the organism in Eukaryota, Fungi, Microsporidia. Gene Ontology annotation, molecular function: promoter-specific chromatin binding; RNA polymerase II general transcription initiation factor activity. The record is from RefSeq and is a predicted model, not a curated record. The transcript has a single exon. Gene Ontology annotation, biological process: transcription initiation at RNA polymerase II promoter. Gene Ontology annotation, cellular component: SAGA complex; nucleus; transcription factor TFIID complex.
AUGGACGAAGAGUGUGACCAAAACUAUGAUGAUGUCAUGGACUAUGGCGCAAAUAUUCCCAAAGACGCUUCGCUUUUGAAUAGCAAUGUCGGCUUAAACACUAGCCAUGCACCCAUCAAUAAUAUCCCCCAUGUAGACGGCUCUCACCAUGCUAUGGCCGCAGCUCUAAGCGGCACCAUUCAGCAACCUGGGCAGCUUUUUCGUGCUUCACCGCUCUCUGCACUCAUACAACAACAGCAACAUCGUGCAUCUGCGCUGCGCCAGCAGCUACCAUCCUCGCAUUUUCUCCCACUCGGGGCUACUAAAUACCCGACCGCUGACGGGGAACGGAGGCCUCCUCAAGUAACACCUACAUCGACAUCUAUUCCGCCCGCAGAGGCAACCCGAUUAUCAGAAACCUCUCUUGAAGCCAAGUUUGAAGAGGACAAGGCAUUACUUGAAUUGCUUCGUCAGCUUGAGCAUUUUACGCCCAUCAUCCCUGACCCUCUCAUGGAUAUGGUCAUGGCGCGCGCGGGUCUCGAUUCUCCAGAUGUCAAGCUCAAGCGGUUGCUUGCAUUGAUGGCACAAAAAUUUAUUACAGACGUGGCACAGGAUGCCAUGCAGUACUCGCGGAUUAGGAGCAAUGGCGUUGCUGCACCCGCAACCACUGCGCCUACAUCCAAGGCCGACCGCAAAGCAUCUAAAGAAAGGCGGUUCGUACUCACUCUUGAGGACCUCAACGCCGCGUUGCAGGACCAUGGCGUCGUCUCUCGGCGGCCGCCAUACUACCGCUAG